Camarhynchus parvulus is the source of this 7084-nucleotide messenger RNA. RefSeq names its product formin 1 (gene FMN1). Gene Ontology annotation, cellular component: nucleus; endoplasmic reticulum membrane; cytoplasm. Gene Ontology annotation, molecular function: microtubule binding. Lineage: Eukaryota; Metazoa; Chordata; Aves; Passeriformes; Thraupidae. The record is from RefSeq and is a predicted model, not a curated record. The coding region runs from base 130 to 3741 and encodes 1203 amino acids. The transcript is spliced from 17 exons. Gene Ontology annotation, biological process: actin nucleation.
GGGCUGGGCCGGGCCGCCUGUUGCAGCGCCGGCAGCCGGCCCCGCCGGCAGCCUGAAUGCGCGCAGUAAGUGUUGGCUCAGCAGUCAGCAGCACUGCUGCGAGCGAAACUAUUCUCUGCUUCACGCAACAUGGAAGAACAUAAUGGGAUGCCUGACUGUAGUCAGCUUUUAGACUUGAAGAACACAGCAGAAAGCGACCCCGACUCACUCACUACAUUUUCUGUGAAAACACUGUUUGGACUUACAACUAAGCUUGAAUCUACAGCUCCUACAGAAGAAACAGUUCUUAAAGCAUUUCAACCUUUGCACAGCAAUGUAAAUGCUCACGCUAACACCUGGCAUGACAGGAAUGAUAAUGGAUGUAAUGAGGACUCAGAAAAUCAGCACAACGUGGAUAGUACCAGUGGCCAGGCUGACCCAAUGUCUGGCAGGCAGGCAGGCCUGGAGCUGGAGUUAGCUGACCAAAAUGAAUUACUUCUUCAGCAUUUGAGGUUUGUUCAGCCUUCUUUGUCUGAAUCUGACAAUGAUGACAAGGAUGCUAUUCUCGUACAAGGUACUUUGGUUCAUACAACAAGUGACACAGAAUCGGACACGGAGAAUAAGGACCUAGACACCGAUGAGAACAAUGCAAGCAAAUAUGGGCUAAAAAAUGCUGCUUUGUCUGCUGAGGCCUUGGACAGCAGCAAUCAAAAUAAGGAAGAGUCAGAAUCAGAAGGGCACAGAAAUAGUGAUGGCACUGUGGAUACAGACGACAUUGAAUUACACCCACCAUUCUCUAACCAGCUCCCAAAAGAGCUGGACGGUAUUCUACAGUAUGACUCCAAUGGAAAAGACAAAAUGUUAAUGGAUGAGCAAUUCACUCAUUUGCUUGCUACAGGGGAAUGCCCUCAAGAACUUUCAGAUGAAGAACAAAGACCUUCCGUUGAUAAUAUAUCACUCCAAAAAACAGCACUGGCUGAAAAGACUUUCCAGCUGCCUGCUUUCUUCAGUGGACUACGUGUCAGGAAAAAGGGACUAACCACAGAAGAUGGGGAAACUGUUACAGAAAUUAAACCAAGGGAGAAUGAUUUAGCUCUGCUUAAAUUACGACAGCCUGUUAAGAAAUCCAAUAUUGCAUCAGGUUUGACCAUUAAAAAAAAAUCAUCUGAACCUAAAGCAAAUCCCACUUUCCUAGAACAACUCUCGCACUUGUUAAACAUAGACGUCUCCAAGAAUGAAGAUAGAACUGAGGACUCUGCUGAGGGAUCUGGGGAGACCGAGGACAGUGAUGAAGCUCAAGAGAACAAAGCCUCUAGCAAAAGAGAACCACGAUUUCCCUCUGAGGAGAUAAAAUCAAGCCCUGCUGAAUCUGCACUGGAUGCCUUUAAAGCCUUAUUCACGCGACCUCCCAAGAAAGAAACAACUGCAGAUCCUUCAGAGCUGGAAGCCCUGAAACGCAAAAUGAGAAAUGAAAAAGAGUCCUUGAAAGCUGUAUUUGAAAGGUCAAAAUCAAAACCUGGGGAUGGACCAUCAGACAAAUCUCCUGACCUGAGUCCCUCAGAGCAAGAUGACAAGACUCCAGGGAGACUCCAGACUGUCUGGCCGCCACCAAAAGCAAAUCAUGAAGAAGUAAAAGUAGGAUUGAAGUACACAGAAGCAGAGUACCAAGCUGCCAUUCUGCAUUUAAAGAGGGAACACAAAGAAGAAAUUGAAACAUUAAAGUCUCAGUUUGAACUCAGGGUAUUCCACAUUCGUGGAGAACAUGCUGUCUCAACUGCUCAGCUUGAGGAAACCAUUGCACAUCUGAAGAAUGAACUUGACAAUAAAUUAAACAGAAGAAAUGAAAAAGCAAAGGAUAUUGGUGUUUCUACUGAAGAUGAUAACCCACCAAAGGCAUACCGAAAUGUAUAUAUACAGACUGACAGAGAAACUUUUAUAAAGCCUAGUGAAGAAGAAAACAGAGCUGUGAAAAAUAACCCAAUAGUACCCAAAAAGCUUAAUAUUUCUUCUUUAACACACAGUAUAUCUGCUCAAAGUGAAAAUAAGGACAAUUACAAUGUACAGUCAUCAGAAAGUGUCUUGUCUUGUCAACCAAAACAAAUGCUGCGUCCACCACCACCACCACCUCCUCCCCUUCCUGAUUCUUUGCUGUCUGCUGUAGUUCCUCCACCGCCACCUUUGCCAAUGGAUCCGGCUUCACUGACAUCUCAGUUUGGAUCUGGUCCACCACUGCCACCUCCACUUUCUGAAGGCUGUAGGAAUUUUCAAACACCACCACCACCACCACCCCCACCGCUUCCGGGGCUGGGACCUCCUGUUCCUCCUCCACUGCCUGGAUCUGGGUUACCUCCACCCCCUCCACCUCCUGGGCCUGGGUUCUUUUUUAAUAGCACUUUAUCUUCAAACCAAGGUCCUCGAAAACCUGCCAUUGAACCUGGCCGUCCCAUGAAGCCUUUGUACUGGACACGAAUACAAUUGCAAGAUAACAGGAAAACUGCUAUGCCAACAUUAUGGGAAUCACUGGAAGAACCUGAUAUACUUGACACUACUGAGUUUGAAUAUUUAUUCUCCAAAGACACCACUCAGGAAAAAAGAAAACCAUUAUCAGACACUUACGAAAAAAAAAACAAGGCCAAAAAGAUCAUCAAAUUGCUGGAUGGAAAGCGAUCUCAAACUGUAGGAAUUUUAAUAUCAAGUUUGCACUUGGAGAUGAAGGAUAUUCAACAAGCUAUAUUGUGUGUCGAUGACUCUGUAGUAGAUCUGGAGACGCUGGAAGCCCUAUAUGAAAAUAGAGCACAAAAGGAUGAGCUGGAGAAAAUCAAGCAAUAUUAUCAGACUUCAAAAGAGGAGGAACUGAAGCUUCUAGAUAAACCAGAACAAUUUCUGUAUGAGUUGUCUCAAAUCCCCAACUUCGCAGAGCGAGCUCAGUGUAUUAUCUUCCAGUCGGUUUUCUCUGAAGGCAUAACGUCAGUGCACCGGAAGGUCGAUAUUGUGACUCGUGUUUCCAAGGCUUUGCUGAGCAUGAAAAGUGUAAAGGAAAUUUUGGGUUUGAUUCUGGCUUUUGGAAAUUAUAUGAACGGCGGGAAUAGGACCCGAGGUCAAGCUGAUGGGUUUGGUUUGGAAAUACUCCCCAAACUAAAGGAUGUCAAAAGCAGAGACAGUGGUAUUAAUCUGGUGGAUUAUGUUGUCAUAUACUACCUACGCCAUUGUGAUAAGGAAGCAGGAACAGACAAGAGUAUUUUUCCUUUACCAGAACCACAGGAUUUUUUCCAGGCCUCCCAAGUUAAAUUUGAAGAGCUAAUAAAAGACUUAAGGAAACUGAGGAGAGAUCUAGAAGCCUCUGAAAAGCAGAUGAAGUUAGUUUGCAGAGAGUCUUCUGAAGAACAUCUCCAGCCCUUCAAGGAGAAAUUAGAGGAAUUCUUUCAGAAAGCUAAAGAAGAACGGAAAAAAGAAGAGAACAGUUUGGAAAAUGCUCAAAAAUGCUUUGAAGAAACAGUGGGAUACUUUGGGAUUAAGCCAAAGCCUGGUGAGAAGGAGAUCACACCAAACUACGUUUUCACGGUGUGGUACGAAUUCUGCAGUGACUUCAAGACCAUUUGGAAACGAGAGAGCAAAAGCAUUUCCAAGGAACGAAUUAAAGUGGCUCAGCAAUCAGUGAGCAAGUUAACUGCAGAGAAGAAAGUUGAAACGAAGAAAAUCAAUCCUACAGCUAGCCUGAAAGAAAGACUACGUCAGAAGGAAGCCAGUGUGACUGCCAACUGAAGGAAGAUGAAUGAAAACAGUGCAGUGAUUUCAUACAUUGCCUGUAUUCUUUACUACACCAAUGGCCCAGGAAGCACCUUAUGUUAGAUACUGAAUUCUGCUUUGCUGAUCUGUCCCAAGACAAUCUAUUAAAGACUUUUGAGUUCCUUCAGAGGGGUUUGUAUGUUCAGUGGAGGGAAUUCUAAGAAAGUCUUUACGUGGGAAGUCAAAUUUUUUUUCUGUAACCGUUCCUUACAUUGCUUAAAAUGCAUCUUGUUGUCAAUGGUUUAUUAAAGUAUUCUGUGUAUAAUGUAUUAAUAUGGAAGAGCUAAAAUGAGCAUUUUGGAUGCUGAGUUAAGUAAUGACUAACAACCUGUAGGUUAUUUACAGGGCUUUAUGUAGAUGAGAGCAAAUAUGCCAUUCAGUUCACAAAGAUCUAUUGCAGCAUACUUUUUGCUACUUCAGCGGUAACUGAGGUAAGAUUGACUGAUUCUAAAUAAUUUUACAGUGUCUGACUAUUGGAUGCAUCUUUCUAAAACUGAUUAAAUGUAAGUAUAGAUUCAUGCUGUAUUUUACUAUGAAUAUUUUUAUAGAAGCUUCAGCUUAUGCCAUUCAUUGAAGUGGGAGUAAUAUUUUGCACAUAAAAAGGAAUAUUCAAAUUCUUUAGUUUUGUGAUUGAUGGCAUAACAGAUUUAUUAUUUUUAUGGUUUUAAUCUAACAUUUCCUAAAUUUUGAGCUUCGAAAGAAAAAAUUAUAAAAUGUAUAUUUUUAUUUCAGUAUAUAUUGCAAAUAACAAUUCCAUAAAGUGAUGAGUUUAUAGGUCAUUAUUCAUUAAGAUACAAUAAUAUCUCUCCAUGAAUUUAGGCAUUUGUCAUUAAACAUUUGACUUUUAAUUCCAUUGAAAGCUUUCUUUUUAACAGCAAUUAUCUCACUCUAAAAUACAUUAUGCAGCCUGCUCUUGUCCCCCAUAUUUGUAUGAAGAAUGCGUCAAGCAUACCUACAUAUUUUUUUAUAUAUAUAUAUGGUUUUUAUAUGUGUGUGUGUGUAUAUAUAUAUAUAUACACACACACACACAUAAUAUAAUAAGUAAAACUUCAGAAAGAAUUAACAGUGUCUUGCUGUCCUCCUGUAACAUUACAACCAUUGCCAUAAAGUGGCAGAGCCUAAAAAUAACCCUACUGAAUAUCCACCAUUACUUGAAGAUUUUUAUUGCAUUUUAAGGAUUUGGAUUCUUAGGAGGAGAAAUCUGGAAGCAGAAGUUAAUUUAAGGUAAAAGAGAAAAGUGAUUCUGCUUGCUGUCCACAAGAGAGAAAAUGAGUUUAUGAUAAAGGUGUAUGAAGUUGGUUACAAAGAGAAAUUAGGUGAAGCAAAGAGGUGCAGAAAGCUAGUAGGGGAAAAGCAUUAGUCCUUUGUUUUGAAACUGGAAAGAAUAUACAUGAGACAGACCUCAGUUAUCAUACAGCAAAUUCCACAGAGACUGAGAUGAAACCUAGCCAAAGUCCUCCCUAGCAGUGUACAUUUAUAUUAAGGAAAAUAGAAGUUUUGGAGACACAUUCAUAAAUUAACUUAGGAUUUCAGUGCAGAUUUCUUAAAUUAGUGUCUCUCUCAUUCCUGCGUAAAUGAAAACAAAAGACUCAAGAGUCUCUUGUAUGUUUGGGAGUUUAGACCUGCUACAGAUAUAGUCAAGAUAUGUAAGCAUAAUUCUUAUGAAAGCAGUCAACAACAUGCCAGCAAAAAUAAUCUGAUUUGUAUUUUGACUAGUCCCGUUGCAGAGAAAAAGAAAAUUCCAAAGAUUUAAGUUUCCUGUCUUCCACUAACUAGGUGAAGUACAUUUCUUUUCAACACUAUUAGUGAUAAAUAAGAGGAGCAAUAAUGCCUGUAAAAGCCAAAGAACAAUAGCAAGCAAGGCAAUUCUGAUAAGUGUUUAAGCAAACAGUGUUUAUUUUUCAUAUAGUUUUCUAUCUAUCAUGAAGAUAAUGUAUAUUGCCAUUUGACCUGAGAGUUUUUUCAAUUAAAUUAAUUACUUGAAGUAUUAUUCAGCAAGAGCAUUACUGUUUGUGAAAAUGGUCUUAAUAAUUCCCAUUAAAAGUAUAUUGUGGAAAAAAGGGUUUUAACUUAUUGAAAUAUCCUGUUUCAAAAUUUCUAAAUGUGAAUUUUCAUUUUUCAGUUCAAAUUGACGUCAUUUUGAAAUGUUGAAAAAUGUAUAUAAAAAGGGAUUAAAAUUAAAAUUAUUCAUUUAAAGCAUUCCUUGAUCAGACUUAUAAUUCUUUUAUCAAAUUAGCAAUUUGCCACAGUUUUGAGAAUUAAUGCUAUUUUUUAGAAGAUUCAAAAACUUAUAUAGCACAGGGACCUUGUCUCUUCCUAAUUUUCAGUUGUAUUGAUUUUCCUCUCAAGUCUGAGUUUCUGAUUCCAGUUUAACCCAUGACUUAAAUCAUCUACUACUAAUUGAACUAUUUUUAAAUGAAAAGAAGAAUUCACCUAGAUUAUUUGAUUCAUUGUCUUAAUCAAGACUGUAAGACUUCUGGAUGGCAUUCAUCAGGUAAAUAUAACGCUUUUUUUCCCCAGUGAUACCCACAAGUGUCUUCAGACAGUUAUUGAAGCCACAAUAGCUGGCUUUAACUAAAAUUGUGUAUUAGAGAGGAGAUAUUUACAGAUAUGUCUACAUAAGCUGUUUAUUUCUGAAAUAUUUAGACACUUCAGGCAUAACAAAUGUGCAUCAACCACCACUCAUCUUUGGGGUCACCAAAUGUCACCAAACAUGCUUUAAGCUUUAGUUUGAUGUCUCACUUUACCUUGAGCUUCCUAGUUUGGGGAGAAUAAAAGGACAGAGGGAGAAAAGAAGGAAACUACAAAGAUGGAAUGCAACAGAAGUCUCUGGUGCAUGUCUACAUUGCUGUCAAGGAAGUAAAAGAGUGGACUCAAUUAAGCCAAGCAGCAAUAGCUAGACAGUUACAAUUUUCUGGUCUAUUUAACUUAAAAUACCUCAACACUUCACAGAAGUCACUUCUGUGACUGCAAAGUAGAUGUGGCUUAAGAGGGGGAAUUUUCUGUUGUGUUUUGGUUUCAUUUCUUCUGUUACUGCCAAGCUUCCCAAAGACUGUAAAGCAUAGGACUAUUAAAACCCAUGUUACUCAUUAGGUGCUUAUUACCCACAAUGACAAUAUACAGUACUGAUUUAUAAAUCAAAUUAUUAGGAAGAAUUCAGUGUAGAAUGAGUAGACAAUAAUCUGCAAAGUGCUCUUUACAUUAUUUACAACAUUACCACUUGUUCAUUUUAAAAUGGAAGACCUUUUAGUGUUGUUGAGGUCUGAAAAAUCUUUUUUUCAUUAGGUUUUCACCAAACUAUGAGAACUACCCAGGUGUU